AUGAACACCAGCAUCGAAGACUUCGAUCGAUGGCAGGCACACAUUGGUCUGAAAACCUUCGGUGAAGGUUUGAAUGCAGCCGCCAAAGCCAUAUUCCCAAACGAGAGUAGAUCACGGUACACAAAAGUGUAUGUGUUGAUGCUUAGUUGGGCUGAUGAGGAUCCGGACCUCCCGGUAUCCAUCGAAAUCCUCAAACUCUAUAAGGUGUUCAAGGAUAUAUAUCAUUUCGAUGUUGAGGUUUGGAGAAUCCCUGACGAGGCUUGUCAUAUUGAGGUCAACCAAAAGAUCCUGGACUUUGUCAAGCUGGGCGGAGACAGUGAUGACCACUUGAAAAUUGUCUACUAUGCAGGACAUGCUCGUCUCACGAAGAAUAGACGACUAGCUUGGACAAGUGGACAACGCUCUCGAAACGGCAAGACUCCCACUGUACAAUGGAGUGGAAUUCAAAAUGCUUUGGAGCAUUCUCAAAGCGAUGUUUUGAUUUUAUUAGAUUGUUGUCACGCAGGAACAGCGAACAACAACGAAGGUAAUGGAGUCACGGAACUCAUUGCUGCAUGCGCCUACAACUCUCUCGCCAAUGGCGUUGGAUCGUUUUCCUUCACAAGAGAGCUCGAGAUCGAGCUACGAGAACUGGCCAAGUUGCCAUCAUUCUCCAUUGGAAAUCUCUAUCACAACAUAUUUUGUCGUAUCCAAGCUCGCAUGUCGGACGACGAACGAGACCACCCUGCACCUGUCUACCUCCCAUUAACACAAGAAGAUCCACGAUAUCCAAGAAGCAUUCGAUUGUCU
Messenger RNA from Mollisia scopiformis, 789 nucleotides. RefSeq lists its product as uncharacterized. Gene Ontology annotation, molecular function: cysteine-type endopeptidase activity. The transcript is spliced from 2 exons. Gene Ontology annotation, biological process: proteolysis. Lineage: Eukaryota; Fungi; Ascomycota; Leotiomycetes; Helotiales; Mollisiaceae. The annotation marks the transcript as partial. The record is from RefSeq and is a predicted model, not a curated record.